Penicillium waksmanii is the source of this 276-nucleotide messenger RNA. RefSeq lists its product as uncharacterized. NCBI's taxonomy places the organism in Eukaryota, Fungi, Ascomycota, Eurotiomycetes, Eurotiales, Aspergillaceae. The record is from RefSeq and is a predicted model, not a curated record. The coding region runs from base 1 to 276 and encodes 91 amino acids. The transcript has 2 exons.
AUGGUGCAGGACGAACCGUCUUUAUUCCUGAUCAGCGAGAGUAUCGGACGAGUGCUAGAGAAAACGAUGACUAUCCUUGUGCACGACCAGAAAUCCGACCGCGUUGUCGAGCAGGGCCAUCUCCGGGACACGCUCUUCCAGCCAAGCAGCCAACAGCUCGAAGCAUGGUACGAGGUGACGAAGGCCGCGAGCGAACUCACCAGUCGAACAGAUCCUAUCCGUGAAGAGGCGGACGCCGAGGCUUUCUCUGACCGGCUCGACCAGGCUGCUCUCUAA